Molecule: messenger RNA, 879 nt
Organism: Procambarus clarkii (red swamp crayfish)
Lineage: Eukaryota; Metazoa; Arthropoda; Malacostraca; Decapoda; Cambaridae
Source: RefSeq, a predicted model, not a curated record
AUGCACCAAGACACUGAAGCAGUGAAGAGAAUGCACCAAGACACUGAAGCAGUGAAGAGAAUGCACCAAGACACUGAAGCAGUGAAGAGAAUGCACCAAGACACUGAAGCAGUGAAGAGAAUGCACCAACACACUGAAGCAGUGAAAAGAAUGCACCAAGACGCUGAAGCAGUGAAGAGAAUGCACCAAGACGCUGAAGCAGUGAAGAGAAUGCACCAACACACUGAAGCAGUGAAGAGAAUGCACCAAGACGCUGAAGCAGUGAAGAGAAUGCACCAAGACACUGAAGCAGUGAAGAGAAUGCACCAACACACUGAAGCAGUGAAGAGAAUGCACCAAGACGCUGAAGCAGUGAAGAGAAUGCACCAAGACACUGAAGCAGUGAAGAGAAUGCACCAACACACUGAAGCAGUGAAGAGAAUGCACCAAGACGCUGAAGCAGUGAAGAGAAUGCACCAAGACACUGAAGCAGUGAAGAGAAUGCACCAAGACACUGAAGCAGUGAAGAGAAUGCACCAAGACACUGAAGCAGUGAAGAGAAUGCACCAACACACUGAAGCAGUGAAGAGAAUGCACCAACACACUGAAGCAGUGAAGAGAAUGCACCAACACACUGAAGCAGUGAAGAGAAUGCACCAACACACUGAAGCAGUGAAGAGAAUGCACCAACACACUGAAGCAGUGAAGAGAAUGCACCAACACACUGAAGCAGUGAAGAGAAUGCACCAAGACGCUGAAGCAGUGAAGAGAAUGCACCAACACACUGAAGCAGUGAAGAGAAUGCACCAACACACUGAAGCAGUGAAGAGAAUGCACCAACACACUGAAGCAGUGAAGAGAAUGCACCAAGACGCUGAAGCAGUGAAGAGAAUGCACUAA